Molecule: messenger RNA, 2155 nt
Organism: Helianthus annuus (common sunflower)
Lineage: Eukaryota; Viridiplantae; Streptophyta; Magnoliopsida; Asterales; Asteraceae
Product: monogalactosyldiacylglycerol synthase 2, chloroplastic
Exons: 8
Coding region: 553-1926 (457 amino acids)
Biological process (GO): glycolipid biosynthetic process
Molecular function (GO): hexosyltransferase activity
Source: RefSeq, a predicted model, not a curated record
CCUUUAUUUUAACAGAAAAAACUGACCCAUUUUCAUAAACUAGCUUUGUUUCACAAAUUAUUUUCACCGCCGGCAACCACCGUAUUCGCCGGAAAGUUUCAAUUUUUCCGGUGGGUUAAGUUCUUUGAAGGUUCUUGACAAGUGGGUUGUUGAUAUUUUCUUGAAACAGCAACUUUAAAACACAAUAUUCUAACAUGUCUCUGUUGCGUCUUUCUUGAAAUUAACCUUUCAUUUCAAGAAACCCAAUUGGUUUAAUUAAAUUAAUCCAAAGUAAAAGUCAAUCUUUUUUAUAUUUUUGGUUCUGGGUUUGUUUUAAAGUAAUAAAAUCUGAAACCUUUGAAGGGUUCUUGAAAUCUUGAAAAAAAAAAACUUUUAUUUCAAGAAACCCAAUUGGUUAAACUAAUUCAAAGAAAAAGUCAAUCUUUUUAUGUUUUUGUUUCUGGGUUUGUGUUAAAAAUGAUAAAAAGGUGAAAUCUUUGAAGGGUUUGUUGAAAUCUUGGAAAAAAGAUAUAGAUACAGAAAGUUGUAUGUAUAUAUAGGUGGUGGUGGAAGAUGGUGAUAAAGGUGGCAUCACAGAAAAGCUCUUUAAAGACUGUGUUUGAAAGGGUGGGAGUGUAUGGUUUUGGUGGUGGUGGUAGUAGCAACAGGCAAAAGAGAAUAAGGUAUGAGAUUCAUGAUGAAGAUGACACUAUGGAAAUGGUCCAGCUUGGUGCUGAUAGAACCAAGAAUGUGCUUAUUUUGAUGAGUGAUACGGGUGGCGGUCACCGCGCGUCGGCCGAGGCGAUCCGGGAUGCGUUUAAGAUGGAAUAUGGUGAUCAAUACAGGAUAUUCGUUAAGGAUGUUUGGAAGGAAUACACGGGUUGGCCAUUGAACGAUAUGGAAAAUCAAUACAAGUUCAUGGUUAAACACGUGCAGCUUUGGAGUAUGGCGUUUCAUGGCACUUCUCCGAGAUGGAUACAUGGUGUUUAUCUAGCUGCGAUUGCCGCCUUCUAUGCCAAGGAAGUUGAGGCGGGUUUAAUGGAGUACAAACCGGACAUUAUCAUCAGUGUUCAUCCGCUUAUGCAACACAUUCCAUUGUUAGUACUUAAAUGGCAAGGACUACAAAAGAAAGUCAUCUUUGUGACCGUUAUUACCGACCUUAAUACAUGCCAUCGGACAUGGUUUCACCCAGGUGUGAAAAGAUGUUAUUGUCCUUCAGAAGAGGUAUCGAAGAGGGCUUUACUAGACGGCCUUGAACAAAACCAAGUGCGAGUUUUUGGACUGCCUGUUCGGCCCUCUUUCGCCCGUGCUGUCCUCAACAAGGAUGACUUACGAGUAGAGCUAGAUCUGGAUCCCGUACUGCCUGCGGUCUUGUUAAUGGGAGGUGGUGAAGGAAUGGGCCCGGUGAAGAAAACUGCAAAGGCUCUUGCGGAAUCUUUACUCGAUAAAGAAACCGGGAAACCGUUUGGACAAAUGGUAGUAAUAUGCGGUCGAAACAAAGCUUUAGCUUCUUCCCUCGAGUCUUUAGAGUGGAAGAUUCCUGUUAAGGUUAGAGGAUUUGAGACACAGAUGCAGAAAUGGAUGGGUGCUUGUGACUGCAUUAUAACCAAGGCGGGGCCUGGAACGAUUGCUGAGGCGUUGAUUAGGGGGCUUCCGAUCAUCCUCAACGACUAUAUUCCAGGACAAGAAAAAGGAAACGUCCCAUACGUGGUGGGCAAUGGGGCGGGUGUGUUCACCCGAAGCCCAAAAGAAACAGCCCAGAUAGUGGCUGGAUGGUUCAGCACCAACUCAGACGAGCUCAAGAAAAUGUCUGAAAACAGCCUAAAGUUGGCUCAACCAGAGGCCGUGUUUGACAUCGUGAGAGACAUUCAUGACUUGGCGGGUCAACGUGGGCCCCUCGCUGACGUACCGUAUGUUUUAACAUCAUCGUUUACAAACUUAAUUUAGUAAGAUGUAUAUGUAAUUUGUAGAAUAUGCUUUGAUUACCUACCAUUUUUUGAGCUUGGGAAAAGCUUUUGUGUGGCAAAUUGGAAGUCAUGUGGUUAUGUAUUAAUUUAAUUAGGGUGUUUUAGAACUUUAAGAAGUUGGUGUGCCACUUUUUAGUUUAAUUGUGACCGUAAAAAAUGUAAAAAGAAUCUUGUUUAAUCGAUGAUCAUGGUUUGGUUUAUCUGGAAAA